Molecule: messenger RNA, 2022 nt
Organism: Maudiozyma saulgeensis
Lineage: Eukaryota; Fungi; Ascomycota; Saccharomycetes; Saccharomycetales; Saccharomycetaceae
Source: the annotation of a GenBank genome assembly
AUGUCUUUGAUACGGGUUAAAUAUGUGACGACACAACAAGCGUAUCUCUUCCCUCAAAUUAGUAGAUCAAUACAUGGCACUAGCACCAACUUAGGUUCUAACGUUAAGGCAAAGCUUGAUGAACUUAGAAAACAUGACGUUGUACUUAGAAAAACUUCCAAAGAUUUGAGUAGACUAGAAAAGCAGCGGAGUGUCCAGACUAAGAAGAAACUGAAAACAGCAUAUUCCAAGCCAAUAGCAUACAAAAAGAUAAAGAAGUAUAAUUUAGAAUCUGACUUGGUAACAACAGGAUCUACACCUAAUUUAGGACCCACAAGUGAUGAUAAUUUGCAGGUAUUGGCAAAGACUAAUGAUAAAAGGUUGAUAUAUACAGUACUUGGUAUUACCGGUGAACAACUGCGAGAUUCUGUGCUUGUAAGCAAUGAUGUUGCAAAAUUUAUUAGAAGAGGUCAGUUAGAAAAGGCGAUAUUUUUGGCAAAAUUGGCAAAACAUAAAGGAGCAGCUGCCAUGAACGUCAUAAUGAAACAUUAUCUUGAAGAUCUAAACUCACCCAGAUCGGCUUUGCAAAUAUAUAAUUGGAGGAAAAAGGUCGAUGUACCACUUAAUGAAUAUUCCAACACAAUUCUGUUUAGUGGUCUAGCCAAGCAAAAGAAACCAUUUUCCAAAACUCUUGGUAUGUCUGUUUAUAACAUUGUGGAUAGACUAAUCAUAGAUAAUAAACUUAAUCAGACUGAGUAUAAUGCUGCUUUGGGUGCAUUAUGUAACUGUGUGGAUGUUUCUUAUGCAUUUAAGUUAUUUCAGAGGAAGCAUUUAGUGAAAGGUAUCCAUUACGAUGCUAUUUCUAUGAUGUGGAUGGUUAGGACAUCUUCUAAAGUUAGAACAAGUUCAUUAUUCACAGAAGUAUUUAAUGAGUUGGUAUCAUUAAUAAACAAAAACCAAGUUGAUGAUAAACUUCUUUUCGAAAUUUGUAAGACGCUUCACAAUAAGGAUAAAUAUAACUCAUCACUAUUAAUGGCUGUGAAUAAAUAUUUUGAGAUACCAGCGAGUGAUGCUUGGAAUAAUGCAUUGAAACGUACUUCUUCUUUAUCCGGAGAUUUAAAAUUACCAGAACUUGAAAAAUGGAAUAUCAAAAGAAGAUUUCCACUUAAUAAGCAUAUAAUUGGUUUGCUUCUUAAAAACUCUGUUAAAACUAGGUCAUAUAACUUGGGGGUUUCUCUAUAUGAAGAAGUCAAAGAGUCAAACGCCAAUUUAAUUGAUAUUGAUAUAUUUCAUUCCUACUUGAACCUGGUCAUAGAAUCCUCAUCUGCAGAUUGUGUGGAUAAACUUUUAGAAGCAAUAAAAGAAGCGGAUCAAAAGAAUUUAAAUUAUAUUUCCAAGCAUACUAUUACUUUAGGAUAUAUGGCAUUGAAGAAAGGUGCAAGAAAAGCUAGAUUUAAUACUUCACCUGAGCGCGUGGCUGAUCUAUUCCAGAAAUGUGACAGUUUCGUUUCUCAUUACGAUAGCAAGUAUUCUAAAGAUUUACAAUGUAACGUUUACUCAAGAGAAUCUUGGUUGUAUUUGUUUCAAAUUGUAAGGGAAUUAAAUUCAAAAGAUGGAUUUAUUUUGGAAUCUAAAGAAUUUAUUUUAGAACAAUAUUUAAAGACAGUUCGUGCAGGUGAGUUCGAUACAAAGAAUCUACAGAGUGAGGAUUAUUCAAAGGAAAUAUACCUUCAAUUAGAAGCAGUUAGGUUAUUAAGUAGUAUUGCAGAAGACCUUAAGAUUAAAAAUGAUGAUGAUCUCGAUAUAACUGUUAUGAAAGAUGACAAUUUCUUACGUAGAAGACUUAUAUUACGACUUAAAGGAAGGUUAUUACUUCAUAUAAAGGAGUUAGAGAAUGCAUUACAAAAAGGAACCAAAAUAGAGCCAACGAAUUCCCAAUGGUCUAUAAAACAGCUUGCGACUAGAAUCGCGGAUAAGAAUUACGGGGGCAAUGAAGCUGUAAUCUAUGAAGAGAGAAAUAGUUUAAACACAAAAAAUAACUAA